GCGGUUUCCCGCCGGAGCGGCACGGCGGUCGCUCCUUCCGGUGUCCUUCCCGGCGGGGGCGGCGGCGGGGCGGCCAUGGCGCAGAACCUGAAGGACCUGGCGGGGCGGCUGCCGACCGGGCCCCGCGGCGUCGGAACCGCGCUUAAGCUGCUGCUGGGCGCCGGUGCCCUGGCCUACGGCGUGCGAGAGUCCGUCUUCAUUGUGGAGGGCGGCCAGCGCGCCAUCUUCUUCAACCGCAUCGGCGGCGUGCAGCAGGACACCAUCCUGGCCGAGGGGCUGCACUUCAGGAUCCCCUGGUUCCAGUAUCCCAUCAUCUACGACAUCCGAGCGCGGCCGCGGAAAAUCUCCUCCCCUACCGGUUCCAAAGACCUGCAGAUGGUGAACAUUUCCCUGCGGGUGCUGACGCGGCCCAACGCGGCCGAGCUGCCCAGCAUGUACCAGCGCCUGGGGCUGGACUACGAGGAGCGGGUGCUGCCCUCCAUCGUCAACGAGGUGCUCAAGAGCGUCGUGGCCAAGUUCAACGCCUCGCAGCUCAUCACGCAGAGGGCCCAGGUGUCUCUGCUCAUUAGGAGAGAGCUGACAGAGAGAGCCAAGGAUUUCAGCCUCAUCCUGGAUGAUGUGGCUAUCACAGAGCUCAGUUUCAGCCGUGAAUACACAGCUGCUGUGGAGGCUAAGCAAGUGGCCCAGCAGGAGGCACAGCGUGCCCAGUUCCUGGUGGAGAAGGCCAAGCAGGAGCAGAAGCAGAAGAUAGUUCAGGCCGAGGGGGAAGCGACAGCUGCCAAGAUGCUCGGGGAAGCGCUCAGCAGGAAUCCAGGCUACAUCAAGCUACGUAAGAUCCGAGCGGCUCAAAACAUCUCAAAAACGAUUGCUGCCUCACAAAACCGUGUGUAUCUCACAGCAGAUAACUUGGUACUGAACCUGCAGGAUGAGGCCUUCACCAGAGGAAGUGACAGUCUCCUACCCAAAGGCAAGAAAUGAAAGAAGCUGAAGAUUCCUAGAACCAGCGUUGCUGACCAGCAGAAGAUAAGAGUGAGGAUCUUUGAACUCCCUCCACUAGUAUUGUUUGUCCUCACUAUGAAGUUUUUAAUCCAGUAGCCAGAUUUUGUCCCCAUGCCUCUGCUCCAUCUGUGGUGAUUCAGUUACAGGAAUGGGCCCUGCCUCUAGGCAGCCGUAAUUCCUUCCUCAUCCCACCAGUUAAAUUUGGAGAGGGGGCAAAGGGGUUUACUGGUAUUAACCCACGUGGAUAUUUGCCUCUAAUCUUCAUUAAUAUUUAGAUUUGUAUGUAGGAUAUCAAAUUAUUUUUUGGCCAAGUGAGGGAGUUCUUCUGCCAUCAGCACCAGGCUUUUUUUCUAGUAAAUUUUGUUUCUCUUUCACUCUUGAUCCCAAGAGAACCUGGGAGUGAAUUCAGGACAAUGCCAUUCAUUGGGUGCCUGUCACUGCUGGAAAAUCUUACUUGUGUCACUGUCUGCUCAGUGAUGCUUUCAGAUAUUUGUAAAAAUUAAAAAAAAAAAACAACCAAA
Camarhynchus parvulus is the source of this 1520-nucleotide messenger RNA. RefSeq names its product prohibitin 2 (gene PHB2). Gene Ontology annotation, cellular component: membrane; mitochondrion. Gene Ontology annotation, biological process: mitochondrion organization. The transcript is spliced from 10 exons. The record is from RefSeq and is a predicted model, not a curated record. The coding region runs from base 76 to 978 and encodes 300 amino acids. Lineage: Eukaryota; Metazoa; Chordata; Aves; Passeriformes; Thraupidae.